UAUGCUCGAGUGAUUUCGAUUUAUAUCGAAUAAACAAUAGAUUUUAUUAAAAUUAAUUUUAUAUCAGUCUGUUACUAAAAAGCCAGUUUUAAAAUUUUUACUUACGAAACCUAUAAUGGAAAAUGAAUUAUUACUUACCAAAUCUAAUAUAUGUCGAACAUGUUUACUUUCCUACAAUGAAAUGUGUUCUAUAUUUGAUAAAAUUAGUAUUGAAGACAACAAAGAAUACAUAAUUGAUAUUUUAGAAAAAUUUACUUCAUUGCAGCUUUCAAGGAAAGAUAACGUUCCUCAUUUUAUUUGUAAAUUAUGUGUUCAACAACUUGAACAGUCGUUUUUAUUCAAACAGAAGUGUUAUAAUUCUAUAAAAAAAUUAGAGAGUGAUUUAGAAAAAUAUCGAUAUUUAUCAAAUUCGGAAAAUGAUUUGAAUAACGAUGCAGAAAAUAAUCUUUCUCCUACGUUUAGUAAUUAUGAAGAUACUAAUAGUUCAACAUAUGAGCCCAAACAUCGAUGCACAAUUUGUAAUAAAACUUUUGUGACUUUAGAGGAAUUAGAAAAGCAUAAGAACAAACAUGUAGACAUAAAAAAACUAACUUGUAAAGUUUGUGGAAAAAUUUUUAGCAGGUAUUCAAGUGUAAAACGACACAUGACGGCUCACAGUGGAUUAAAACCACAUUCAUGUCCAAUAUGCCAUCGAUCUUUCACUCAAUCUGGGACGCUAUCGUUACAUAUGCAAAUGCACAAAGAAUAUACUCAUGUAAAAAACAAUAUUAAAUCUGUAGAAAAAAAAUCUCAUUUGUGCUCUACUUGUGGAAAAUCUUUUAAACAAUCAUCCACAUUAACAAUACAUAUAAGAAGCCAUAACGGAGAGAAACCAUAUGUUUGUAAAGUUUGUAAUAAAAGAUUUGUAUCUAAUAGUUUAUUAGCAUCACAUUCAAGGAUCCACUCCGGUGAGAAACUGUAUUCUUGUAAAUUUUGCGAUAAAUCCUUUACUCAAUCUAGUGGAAUGAAUAAACAUUUGAAAACGCAUUUGAAUGUUAAACAAUAUCAAUGUAACUACUGUCCCAAAUUAUUUUCGUCUUCUUCUUAUCGCAAUAUUCAUCAUAGAAAACAUACAGGCGAGAAACCUCUAAUUUGUAAUACUUGCGAUAAAUCAUUCUAUGAUCCUAAGAAUUUCAAGCAACACCAAUUGAUACAUACAGGACAUAAACCGUAUCUAUGUAUCAGUUGCGGAAAAACCUUCAGGAGAAAUUAUCAUUUAACUGUUCAUAUGAAAAUACAUACAAAUCGACCUUCCACGGUAUAAUUAUUUUAUUAAAAUUAAACUAUUUGAAA
Molecule: messenger RNA, 1332 nt
Organism: Diorhabda carinulata
Lineage: Eukaryota; Metazoa; Arthropoda; Insecta; Coleoptera; Chrysomelidae
Product: zinc finger protein 501-like
Exons: 5
Coding region: 116-1303 (395 amino acids)
Biological process (GO): negative regulation of transcription by RNA polymerase II; regulation of cytokine production; regulation of immune system process
Cellular component (GO): nucleus
Molecular function (GO): DNA-binding transcription factor activity; RNA polymerase II cis-regulatory region sequence-specific DNA binding; zinc ion binding
Source: RefSeq, a predicted model, not a curated record